AUGAUUCAAACGAAAAGGCUUUCAGCUGGUCUCACGGCCACGAAUAAAGUCUUUGUGAGAUCCAGGAAUGGUGGAUGUACUAAAAUUGUCCGUGAACAUUACCUUCGAUCUGACAUUCCCUGCUAUUCGAAGCUUUGCAAUGAGUGUAUAAAUACAGUGAAGCCCGAUGCCCAAGGGAAUUUACCAGAGUUUGUUUUGCUGGACCUGCCCUUGAAACUCAAAGAUGGUGGACCGCAUUAUGUGGUGGUUGAUACAAAUGUGGUUUUGCAAGCAAUCGAUUUGUUAGAGCACACAGAUUGCUUCUACGACGUCAUCAUUCCCCAGAUUGUUCUAGAGGAAGUAAAGAACAGAUCGUUUCCAAUUUACCAGAGAGUGCGUGCUCUUGUGAAGGCUGCUGACAAGCGUUUCGUUAUUUUCCACAAUGAAUUUAACGAGGCCACUUUUGUGACGAGAGAAAAGAAUGAAUCCAUCAAUGAUAGAAACGAUAGAGCAAUCAGGAAAUGCGCCAAAUGGUAUGCUGAGCAUCUUAAUGACAAAAAUCUGGAGACACCCAUCAACAUCGUUUUCGUUUGCAACGACAGAGACAACAAAAACAAAGCCAUUGCAGAUGGUAUAGAUACUAGAAGUCUCGCCGAGUAUGUCGAAUGUUUGACUAAUGGUGAUGAGUUGAGAGAUUUAAUUCCAACUGAAAAUGAGUCCUUUGAUAAGAAUGCUGCUGAAGUGGCAUUCCCUGAAUACUAUUCAACUUCUAGAACAAUGGCCGGUGUUAAGAACGGUACAUUAUAUCAGGGAAUUUUGAAUAUUUCCACUUACAACUUCUUGGAAGGUACUGUUCAGACACCAGCUUUCAAGAAGCCUCUUUUGAUUGUCGGAACGAAGAACUUGAACAGAGCCUUUAAUGGGGACUUGGUUAUUGUCGAACUACUUCCAAAAGACAAAUGGAGAGAACCAUCGACGACAAUUGUCGAGGAGAGCUCCAUUGGUGCUAAUGAUAAUGCCGAGGAAGAAAAUCAGGAAAGCAUUAUUUCAGACAAGGAACGCCGAGUGUUGGCUCAAGAGGCCGUAAAGGCAACCUCUGCCAGCGAGGCGCAUAGGUUACAACCUACAGCAAGAAUUGUCAGCAUCACUAGAAGAUCAUGGAGAUAUUAUGUGGGCCAAAUUGCACCAUCUUCUGUCUCUGUCGAAGAAGACAAUGGAAAUGCGUCGAAGACAUGCUUCGUGGUGUUGAUGGAUAAAUUGCUCCCAAAAAUCAGAAUCAAGACGAGAAAAGCGAAGGACUUGUUAGGUCAAAGGAUUGUUGUCUCUGUGGAUCUGUGGCCUUCUUACUCCAAAUAUCCGUUAGGACAUUUUGUGCGUAGCUUGGGUGAAAUCGAAAGUGCAGAAGCUGAGACUGAGGCUUUGUUGUUAGAACAUGAUGUUGAGUAUAGACCAUUCUCAAAGGCAGUUUUGGAAUGCUUGCCUAAAGAGGGUGACAACUGGGUUGUCCCGGAGAAUUUGGACAAUGGUGACGAGCAGUUGAAAAAAAGAGUCGAUUUGAGACACAAACUUGUCUGCUCCAUUGAUCCUCCGAACUGUGUGGAUAUUGAUGAUGCUUUACAUGCAGAGCCAUUGCCAAACGGUAAUUACGAAGUCGGUGUCCAUAUUGCUGAUGUUACCCAUUUCGUUAAACCUAAUACUCCUCUUGAUAACGAAGGUGCUUCCAGAGGUACUUCGGUGUAUUUGGUUGAUAAAAGAAUCGAUAUGUUGCCGAUGUUGUUGGGUACAAACUUGUGUUCGUUGAAGCCAUUUGUUGAGAGAUUCUCAUUCUCCGUUAUUUGGGAAGUGGAUGAAGACGCAAACAUCGUUGAUGUCAAGUACAUGAAGUCUAUUAUCAAAUCCAGGCAAGCAUUCUCAUAUGAGCAAGCACAACUUAGAAUUGACGAUGCAAACCAACAGGAUGAAUUGACAAACUCCAUGAGAAUCUUGCUCAAGCUUUCGAAGAAAUUGAAACAGAAGAGAUUGGACGCUGGUGCAUUGAACUUGGCUUCUCCCGAAGUUAAAGUGCAUAUGGACAGUGAAACCUCUGACCCAGGUGAAGUGGAGAUCAAAAAGCUCUUGGAAACAAACUCAUUGGUCGAAGAGUUCAUGUUGCUUGCUAACAUUUCUGUAGCAAGAAAAAUCUUUGAUGCAUAUCCACAAACUGCAAUGUUGAGACGUCACGCAGCACCACCAGCAACAAACUUUGAAGCUCUCAACGAAAUGUUGCGUGUUAGAAAGAACGGCAUGUCUAUUUCCACCGAGUCGUCAAAGGCUCUUGCAGAUUCCUUGGAUCGGUGCGAAGAUCCAGAGGACGAGUAUUUUAACACUCUUGUACGUAUCAUGUCCACAAGAUGCAUGAUGGCUGCAGAAUAUUUCUCUUCUGGCUCCUACGGAUACCCUGAUUUUAGACAUUAUGGUUUGGCUGUGGACAUUUAUACACAUUUCACGUCACCAAUCAGAAGAUACUGUGAUGUUGUUGCGCAUAGACAACUAGCAGGUGCUAUCGGAUACGAAAACUUGGACUUGAGCCAUAGGGACAAGACUAAGAUGGAGUUGAUAGUCAAGAACAUUAAUAGAAGACACCGGAAUGCUCAGUUUGCUGGCAGAGCUAGUAUUGAAUAUUACGUGGGCCAAGUGAUGAGGAACAACGAGUCUACACAGGAAGGUUAUGUGAUCAAGUGUUUUAACAACGGUAUCGUUGUCCUUGUUCCCAAGUUUGGCGUAGAAGGGUUGAUCAAAUUGGAAAACCUUGGUGAUGUGAACAGUGCUGAGUACAACGAAGAGAAAUUCGAAAUUGCUUUCACGGAUCUCCAGGGUAAUAAGAGGGUCAUUGGAGUUUUUGACAAGGUCAUGGUUGCAGUUAAGUCUGUCAAAGACGAGGUCAGUGGAAAGAGAAAAGCACAAUUGCUGCUUGCAUGA
Molecule: messenger RNA, 2937 nt
Organism: Clavispora lusitaniae ATCC 42720
Lineage: Eukaryota; Fungi; Ascomycota; Pichiomycetes; Serinales; Metschnikowiaceae
Gene: DIS3
Product: exosome catalytic subunit
Biological process (GO): rRNA catabolic process
Cellular component (GO): cytoplasmic exosome (RNase complex); nuclear exosome (RNase complex)
Molecular function (GO): endonuclease activity; RNA binding; 3'-5'-RNA exonuclease activity
Source: RefSeq, a predicted model, not a curated record